AGAGUGAGCUAUACAAACGAAGCUUUUAUUUCCCCAUGAACAAGAAAUCCCAUUCCAUCUUCCAUCAAAUCCCAUCAUAAAAAACCCUAGCUUUCUCCUCUCUUCCUCACAGAUCCAAAACCUAAAUCCACCGCACGUCGGACGGACGGCAAACGGCAAUGGCCACGGCGGCGACGAUGGUGAGUUCGGCGGGCGGUUUAUUAGCGAUGUUGAAUGAGAGUCAUCCGCAGUUGAAGCUACACGCGCUCUCCAAUCUCAACACCUUUGUUGAUUACUUUUGGCCCGAGAUCUCUACUUCCGUCCCCGUCAUUGAAAGCUUGUACGAGGAUGAAGAGUUUGACCAAAGACAACUAGCUGCAUUAGUUGCUUCAAAGGUUUUCUAUCAUUUGGGUGAACAUAAUGUCUCAUUAUCCUACGCCCUUGGAGCUGGCCCUCUUUUUGACGUUUCUGAGGAUUCCGACUAUGUUCAUACGGUUCUUGCUAAAGCACUGGAUGAAUAUGCAAGCCAUAAGAUUAGGGCAGCUGAGUCAAAUGAAGCCACAGAGGUGGAUCCCAGGCUGGAGUCUAUUGUGGAGAGAAUGCUUGAUAAGUGUAUAAAAGAUGGCAAAUAUCAACAAGCCAUUGGCAUGGCCAUUGAAUGCCGAAGGCUGGAUAAGGUUGCUGAAGCAAUUGUGAGAAGUGAUAACGUUGAUGCUACUCUAGCAUAUUGCAGUAAUGUCUCCCAUAACUUCGUUAAUCGUAGGGAAUAUCGUAGUGAGGUGCUUCGUCUUCUUGUGGAAGUGUAUGAGAAGUCACCAUCUCCAAACUAUUUGAGCAUGUGCCAGUGGCUUAUGUUUUUGGAUAAACCAGAGGAUGUAGCAAGCAUAUUGGAAAAACUAUUAAGAUCAGAAAAUAAAGAUGAUGCUCUAUUGGCUUUUCAAAUAGCUUUUGACCUUGUAGAGAACGAGCACCAAGCUUUUCUUUUGAGGGUAAGAGACCGGCUCUCCGGCCCAAAUCUUCAACCUUCAGACCCGGUACAGUCUAUACCUGUGGAUUCUGAUCGAGCAGCGACUGAAGAUGCAGAAGCUUCAGAGGAUGUUCCGUUGUUGGAGGAAAGUAGACCUUCAGGUGGAACUAUAACAGCUGCAGAUCCAAAAGAAGUCAUAUAUGCUGAAAGGUUGGGAAAAUUGAAAGGGAUUCUAUCAGGGGAGACAUCAAUACAGUUGACCUUGCAAUUCUUAUACAGCCAUAACAAGUCAGAUCUACAUAUUCUUAAAACAAUAAAGCAAUCCGUUGAGAUGAGAAAUAGUGUGUGUCAUAGUGCGACGAUAUAUGCAAAUGCAAUCAUGCAUGCUGGAACUACUGUGGAUACAUUCCUCAGGGAGAACCUGGACUGGCUAAGCCGUGCAACAAACUGGGCUAAAUUCAGUGCAACAGCUGGACUAGGUGUUAUUCACAGUGGCCAUUUGCAGCAGGGGAGAUCACUUAUGGCCCCUUACUUGCCACAAGGUGGAGCUGGUGGGGGUGGUAGUCCAUAUUCAGAAGGCGGUGCCCUAUAUGCUCUUGGUUUAAUUCAUGCAAAUCACGGGGAGGGUAUCAAACAGUUUCUUCGUGAUAGUCUACGUAGUACAAAUGUCGAGGUUAUUCAGCAUGGUGCCUGCUUAGGACUUGGGUUGGCAGCUUUAGGAACUGCUGAUGAAGAUAUCUAUGAUGACAUUAAAAACGUGCUAUAUACUGACAGUGCUGUUGCUGGAGAAGCUGCUGGUAUUGGUAUGGGUUUGUUGAUGGUUGGAACUGCAAGUGAGAAGGCAAGUGAGAUGCUUGCUUAUGCUCACGAGACACAGCAUGAGAAGAUAAUCAGGGGUUUGGCACUAGCUAUAGCCCUUACAGUCUAUGGAAGAGAAGAAGAAGCAGAUACAUUGAUCGAGCAGAUGACUAGGGAUCAGGACCCUAUAUUGCGUUAUGGUGGCAUGUAUGCUUUGGCAUUGGCUUACAGAGGAACUGCGAAUAAUAAGGCUAUCCGUCAGUUGCUGCAUUUUGCUGUAUCAGAUGUUAGUGAUGAUGUCCGCCGUACUGCUGUAUUGGCACUUGGAUUUGUUAUGUAUUCCGAGCCAGAGCAGGUGCCUCGAAUUGUGUCAUUGUUAUCGGAGUCUUACAAUCCACAUGUGCGAUAUGGUGCGGCUAUGGCAGUUGGAAUUUCUUGUGCAGGUACUGGUCUGAGUGAGGCCAUCUCGUUGUUGGAACCUUUGACAUCAGAUGUAGUUGAUUUUGUACGCCAAGGUGCUCUCAUAGCAAUGGCCAUGGUGAUGGUCCAGAUAAGUGAAGCCAGUGAUUCCCGUGUUGGUGCCUUCAGGCGGCAACUGGAGAAAAUUGUCCUAGAUAAGCAUGAAGAUACCAUGAGUAAGAUGGGUGCUAUUUUGGCUUCUGGAAUUCUUGAUGCUGGUGGAAGAAAUGUGACCAUAAAAUUACUUUCGAAGACAAAGCAUGAUAAAAUUACAGCAGUCGUUGGACUAGCUGUUUUUAGUCAGUUUUGGUAUUGGUAUCCUCUUAUAUAUUUUGUUAGCUUAGCAUUCUCGCCAACAGCUUUAAUUGGUCUGAACUCUGACCUAAAAGUGCCAAAGUUCGACUUCGUAUCACACGCCAAGCCCUCGCUGUUCGAGUAUCCUAAGCCAAUCACCGUAACCACAACAACUUCUGCUGUCAAACUCCCCACAGCUGUUCUAUCAACAUCAGCUAGAGCCAAGGCAAGGGCUAGUAAGAAAGAGGCUGAGAAAGCCAAUGCCGAGAAGGCAGCUGGAGAGUCGUCAUCUGGUGCAACAAAUUUGGGGAAGGGCAAGUCUACUGAUAAGGAUGGGGAGUCCAUGCAGGUGGAUGCUCCUGCAGAGAAGAAAAACGAACCAGAGCCAUCAUUUGAGAUCUUAACCAAUCCCGCUAGAGUGGUUCCAGCUCAGGAGAAAUACAUAAAAUUUUUGGAAGAUAGCAGAUACGUGCCAGUUAAAUCAUCACCUUCUGGGUUUGUGCUUCUGAGGGAUCUACGUCCUGAUGAACCUGAAGUAUUAUCUCUCACCGAUGCACCCUCAUCAACUACAGCCAGCACUGGUGGUGGAUCAACUGGACAGCAGGCCCAGGCAUCAGCAAUGGCUGUUGAUGAGGAGCCUCAGCCUCCACCUGCAUUUGAGUACACAGCGUGAUUUAUCGUAAUGUAAAGCUUCACUAAUACGUUGGUUGGUUUUCAUUCCAUGUCGGAAGGUGAUGUUGAAUAGGCCUAUGGAUUAAUAGCACUUUCCAUGAUCAAAUUGAGUCAUGAAAUGCAUCGAUAACAGCCCCUCGGGCUGUUACUUGGCCUUUUGGUUACCA
Molecule: messenger RNA, 3336 nt
Organism: Capsicum annuum
Lineage: Eukaryota; Viridiplantae; Streptophyta; Magnoliopsida; Solanales; Solanaceae
Product: 26S proteasome non-ATPase regulatory subunit 1 homolog A
Exons: 13
Coding region: 159-3170 (1003 amino acids)
Biological process (GO): proteasome-mediated ubiquitin-dependent protein catabolic process; regulation of protein catabolic process
Cellular component (GO): proteasome regulatory particle, base subcomplex; nucleus; proteasome complex
Molecular function (GO): enzyme regulator activity
Source: RefSeq, a predicted model, not a curated record